Molecule: messenger RNA, 2346 nt
Organism: Eucalyptus grandis
Lineage: Eukaryota; Viridiplantae; Streptophyta; Magnoliopsida; Myrtales; Myrtaceae
Product: phosphoinositide phospholipase C 2
Exons: 9
Coding region: 295-2097 (600 amino acids)
Biological process (GO): phosphatidylinositol-mediated signaling; lipid metabolic process
Molecular function (GO): phosphatidylinositol-4,5-bisphosphate phospholipase C activity
Source: RefSeq, a predicted model, not a curated record
GGAAAGUAAUCCGUCUCCCUCCUCAACUGUAAAUUGCAAUGCAACCUCUCUCUCUCUCUCUCUUCCUAACUUUCUUGCUUCCUUCUCUCGAUUCUUGACUCGUCCCCCCCACCAUAUCCCGUCCCGUCCCGUCCGACAAACGCGCCUCACCCCGUUCUAAAAUCACAUCCUAACCCGUGCCCCCGCCCAUCUCUCCCUGGUUCUUGAAGGUCCUUGCUUUCGCCUUUUCGAGAGUUCGCGCGUUGUUCGGUCGUGUUUCUUGGUUCGUUCGUGGUGUCGUGCGUGGGCGAACCCAUGUCGAGACAGACGUACAGAGUGUGCUUCUGCUGCCGCCGGAGUUUCAAGGUCACGGCGCCUCCUGUGCCCGGGGAUGUCAAGGACCUCUUCCAGCGGUACUCCGAGAACGGGGUCAUGUCCGUGGACCAGCUGCAGCGGUUCUUGAUCGAGGUCCAGAAGGAGGGCGGGGCCAGCAGGGAGGACGCGCAGGGCAUCGUCGAUAGGCUCCGGGACCAGGGGCGUUUCCACAUUUUCCACCGGAAGGGCCUCACCCUCGAGGACUUCUUUUCCUACUUGUUUGGCGAGAUCAAUCCUCCCCUGUCGCCGAAUCUUGGGGUGCAUCAUGAUAUGAAUGCUCCUCUCUCUCAUUAUUACAUAUAUACUGGCCACAAUUCCUACCUAACCGGCAAUCAACUUAGCAGCGACUGCAGUGAUAAACCUAUUGUUGAUGCCCUGAAGAAAGGGGUUAGAGUAAUCGAAUUGGAUAUUUGGCCAAAUUCCAACAAGGAUGAUGUGCAUGUUCUUCAUGGAAGGACCUUGACUACUCCAGUGGAACUUAUCAAAUGUUUAAAAUCUAUUAAAGAGCAUGCCUUUGUUGCAUCUGACUACCCUGUUGUAAUCACUUUGGAAGAUCACCUUACUGCUGAUCUUCAAGCUAAAGUUGCUGAGAUGGUCACUCAAACAUUUGGAGAUGUGCUGUUUUCACCCGGUCCAGAGUGCUUAAAGGAAUUCCCCUCCCCCGAGUCACUGAAGAAAAGGGUUAUUAUAUCCACUAAACCGCCAAAGGAGUACCUUCAGGCAAAAAAACCAACAGAGAAGGAAGUUGAUUCACAGAGAGGGAAGGCAGGAGAUGAAGAGGCUUGGGGAAAAGAAGUCCCAGACCUGAGAGAAGAUAUUUUAAAUGACGACAAGGAUGAUGAUGAUGAAGAAGAGGAUGAGGUUGAUGAUGACGAAGAUGAUGGUGUAGGUGGAAAUAAGCCACAGCAAAAAGCAGCUCCAGAGUACAAGCGGCUGAUCGCUAUUCAUGCUGGAAAGCCUAAAGGGGGAUUAGAUGAAGGUUUGAAGGUCGAUCCCGACAAAGUUAGACGUCUGAGCUUAAGUGAGCAACAGCUUGAGAAAGCUGUUGUCACACAUGCAAAAGAAAUUGUCAGGUUCACCCAACGGAAUAUACUGAGAAUUUAUCCAAAGGGCACACGUAUCACUUCUUCAAAUUACAACCCACUUAUUGGGUGGUCACAUGGAGCUCAGAUGGUUGCAUUUAAUAUGCAGGGAUAUGGAAGAUCACUUUGGUUGAUGCAAGGGAUGUUCAGAGCCAACGGUGGAUGUGGCUAUAUUAAAAAACCAGAUUUUUUGCUGAAGUCUGGUCCACUGAAUGACCUCUUUGAUCCAAAAUCUCCUUUACCCGUGAAAACAAAAUUGAAGGUGACUGUAUAUAUGGGUGAGGGCUGGCAUCAUGAGUUCGAUUCCACCCAUUUCGAUUUAUAUUCCCCUCCAGAUUUUUAUGCUAGGGUUGGAAUUGCUGGAGUUCGUGCUGAUAGAGUAAUGAAGAAGACAAAGACGCUUGAAGAUAACUGGAUCCCUGUUUGGAAUGAGUAUUUCGUGUUCCCGCUUACUGUCCCGGAACUUGCUUUACUCAGAAUUGAAGUUCACGAGUACGACAUGUCCGAGAAGGAUGACUUUGGAGGUCAAACAUGCCUGCCCGUCUCAGAACUAAGGAGCGGCAUGAGAAUGGUAUCGCUCCAUGAUCUUAAAGGAGAGAAGUACAAAUUUGUAAAGCUGCUCAUGCGCUUUGAGUUUCUCGAUCCAUCGACUGAGGAAUAAUGAGGGCGCCGUGACUUUUAUGUAAAGCGUCACUAUCUGCGUGUUAGUAUUCUUGUGCGAGAUUGUAUGUAGUCUAGUCAUGCUUCCAUGGGGAAUUCGAGUUCACUAUCAGUGUGUUAGUAGUAUUCUUGUGCGAGAUUGUAUGUAGUCUAGUCAUGCUUUCAUGGGGAAUCCGAGUUGUAAGAUGUGUUCGAAAGCCACAAACCAUCUGUUGAUAUAUAUAAAUUUUUGACUUUGCAUUAUGGUUAA